AUGCCGUUGCCUUCAAUGCCGGCGAGGGCCCUGGCCCAAACUAUUGCCGCAAAGCAGCGCACCAGCACCAUUUUCAACGAUGGGGCUCCCGCACGCCGUCCCAGCGCAUGCGGGGCGGAUCAACAGACGCAGAACUUCGUCAGAAAUCUUCGAGCCCACACUCCCCGCUCCCCAUCAGUGGGCCGCUCUUCCUCAAGCCUUGCCUCCCAGCCACGUGAGCGCUCUCAGAGACACUACAUGAAGGCAACCAGCAGCUCGCGCCGCCGCAGCCGGAACGCAGGGCUUGGGGAUGACGUCUUGGGAGGUGGUUUCCCUCAUCAGAUUGCGCCGUCAAAUUAUUCGCCUUCUUCCCGCCUCCGCAGCCAAAGUCCGUGCAGAAGUGCCAUUCCGCCCGUUGCAUCCACUGCAACGCAUGUUCCAACGCGGGCAGCUACUAUGCGCCAGGGCCCCCCUUUACCUAGGAGCCGUGCCCCUUCGGUUCCUAGGGGCCUGCAACUGCAGCAACCCCCGCCGACCCUUUCUAACGGUGGCCUCCGUCAGCACGGAAAAUGUUUCGCGGGUAUUUCGACGUAUUCCUCGCAGCUUGAUAGCGUCCAUAGCAGUUUACUACCGAGGCCACGGCAGCAGCAGAAGCCUCAGGAUCCGCUGCAGACAAAUCAAGGAAGUUUGGGCAGCAGCUGGACCGUUCGAGACCCGCUUACGAGCGCUGGGAACGCACAUGCUGAUUUGGUGGAUAUUGAUGACCAGCCUCUGCAACUUGACGCUUCCGAUCAACGGGAGCUCGCGCAGUUAACCGCCUCCAUUGAGAGGGCAGCCCUUCUCUGCUGCUCCACAGAGACCUCUAACGAGCGAACCCUAGCCAGCAAUGCCAGUCCGUACUGCACUGGGUCGACUGCUGCUCCGCCGCGAAGUAGCAUCGAAAGCCUGUCACAUUUCUCAGGGAUCCCCAAGGGCCACGACCACUCUCUCACCACUGUAAAGCGUCAUCAGCAUAUCAAGGGGUCUACCUCUACAAGUCAGUCUGCUGGACGACAGCAGCAGGAACAGCCCCAACAACUGGAACCCCUGCAGCAGCAAAAUCAGCAGCAGCAGCAGCAGGUGAUGCCACGGUCUUGGCCUUUCCCUCCGCAGCCUCAGGAACCCAGCUGUGGUUUCAAUAGGGGUAUGGAGAGACUUGAAGAUAUCAGUUCCGGCCCUCGGGGUGGCAGGAGACCCGGAGUGGCCCCUUCGUCCUUCGGGAUACCAGAGGCAACCCCAGGGCAUAGGGUUUAUUGUGAGGGUUUGCGACGGUUGAUGGGUACUAUGAAGUUUUGCUUGCGGUUCGUUGUGCUGCUGAUUGUUUGCCUUUUUCGCCUGCUCAACACUUCGUACGAUUCGUGGAGCGCGGCCAACUUCAGAAAAGCCUUUGAGGAAAUUUUGGCAGGCCCCGCCAACGGAGGGGGCAAUGCGGACACCUCCAAGCUCCAGGAUUUGUUGAAGCGCAUUAGCGUAGGGUGCACUGCUCGGAGCCAGCAGCAACAGCAGCAGGAGCAGCAGCAACAACACCAGCCAUACCAGCAACAGCAGUGCCAACCGCCCUAUUCUAGCAGAAAUUCAGCAAAUGCGCGUUCGAGUCUGGGCAGUUUGCAGCAGUAUGAAUCAAACAUAGGCAAGAACACACCAAAGAGAGGGUUUAACUUUCUCUCAAGUGGCAAGAAAGCAGAGGGUGAGGUCUUGGGGCUUCACCGCCCUGCUUUGAAGGCUCUAUGCUUGGUCGUAGUAGUUGUCUCUCUACUGUGCUGGUUGUUCAUUACAACUGCGCCGAAGGAGGAGUUUGUAGACUUUGAUUUGAUGUGA
Messenger RNA from Eimeria acervulina, 1836 nucleotides. RefSeq lists its product as hypothetical. Lineage: Eukaryota; Apicomplexa; Conoidasida; Eucoccidiorida; Eimeriidae. The transcript has a single exon. Bases 1 to 1836 code for a protein of 611 amino acids. The record is from RefSeq and is a predicted model, not a curated record.